GUGGGGGAGAAGGAGGGAGAGGAAGCGGCAGAGGCAGCAGCUCCUUUGAUAAGCAGCUUCCUGAACACUUUCAAACCCCCGGUUUCAGACCGACGUGCUCAGCGCCUGCGGCCCUGUGCCGGGACGGACGGAGCCCAUGCCUCGGGGCAGCAGCCGCUUCUCCUCUGAUGGCAACUCGAUCCCUCAGCAGCUGAGGGCCCCCCACUUCCACUCCUCGUGCUUCAGGGUGAGUGCUUCGUGGCUGCCGCAGCAUGGUCCAAGCCUGCUCGGUGUGCCACAGAGCUCAUAACAGCAGCCUGACAGCCCGGGUGGCCGGCAAAGCCAUGGACAAGGCGGACAAGCCCAGUCCCUCUGCGAAGAAGCAUGUGCGGCUCCAGGAGAGGAGGGGCUCCAACGUGUCGCUGGUGCUGGACAUGAGCUCGCUGGGCAGCGUGGAGCCCAUCCAGCCCGUGUGCACGCCGCGGGACAUCACGCUGCAGUUCCUGAGGACAUCCAGCCACGUGCUGGGGGUGGAGGAGCUGCAGCAGCGCGCCCAGAGCAUGGCACAGCUCCAGGAGGAGUUCUCGAAAAUCCCACCCAACUUCAUCAGUCCGGAGGAGCUGGAGAUCCCUGGACGCGCCUCCAAGGACAGAUACAAAACCAUCCUCCCCAAUCCUGAGAGCCGGGUGUGUCUCAGGAGAGCAGGGAACCAGGAGGAAGACGGCUACAUCAACGCCAACUACAUCACGGGCUAUGCAGGACGUCCCCGGGAGUACAUUGCCACCCAGGGGCCCAUGCUGAACACCGUGACUGAUUUCUGGGAGAUGGUGUGGCAGGAGGAAGCACCCCUCAUCGUCAUGAUAACCAAGCUCCAGGAGCGCAAGGAGAAAUGUGUCCACUAUUGGCCUGAGAAGGAGGGCACCUACGGCCCCUUCACCAUCCGUGUACAGGGGCUGAGCGAGUGUGCGGAGUACGUAGUCCGGAAUCUGUCCAUCCAGCUGGAAGGUGAAUGCCGCCACGUCAAACACAUCCUCUUCCCUUCCUGGCCAGACCAGCAGACGCCCGAGUCAGCCAAGCCCCUGCUGCGCUUGGUGUCCAAGGUGGAGGAAACUCUGCAGGCUGCAUCCAGCCCGGGGCCCAUCGUUGUGCACUGCAGUGCAGGCAUUGGCCGGACGGGCUGCUUCAUUGCUACCAGAAUCGGGUGCCAGCAGCUGAAGGACAAGGGAGAUGUGGACAUCCUGGGAAUCGUGUGCCGCCUCCGCAUGGACAGAGGCGGGAUGAUCCAGACCAGUGAGCAGUACCAGUUUCUCCAUCACACACUAGCCCUGUAUGCUUCCCAGCUGCCAGAGGCAGGGGGCCACUAGCAUUGGGCUCCACUGCUCGCUGCCUCGCUCUGAACCCCAUCAGUGCCAAACAUGGGGACAACUCUGCUGAACCUGCUCCUGCUGCACCCGGCCAUGAGCCUAAGCCUCCCUGGAGAGCAAAGCCAUCGGGAUUGUGGCCCCGCAACCCCCAGGACAAGCAGGGUUUGGGGUUUGCACAAGGAUGCAUGAUGCAGAAGAGCAAGCUGCACAGAGGGACUGAUGCAGAGAGAUCUGCCUGCUAGAAAUAAACAGAGCCUCUCCUUCAGCUGCACAUCAUCUGUGGGCAGAAGUUGGCACAUGCAGGGCUUGUUCCUGGCACACUCCUCAAUGCUCUUCUUGCUAAGGACUCACCUGGAGAAUUAAGUCCAAAGGUGCACUGCUGGCUGCCUUCUUUACAUGGCCUGCUUUCCUCUCUGCCUCCAGCCAUCGCCUUCCCACCAGCCUUAAAGUAGGGGAUACUCCUAAGUGUGUCUGCACUUUUGCAAGCAAUGUGCUCCAAAUUGCAGCCCAGCCUUGUUACACGAGGGUGGGCUUUUGUGUUCUUGGUUGUUUUUUUUUUUUUUUUUUUGUUGGAAUCAAAGCAAAAUAAUACACCCGUUUUGUUGUUUCUUUUUCACUUUGUAAAUAGAAAAGUUUCAUCCUCAACUCUGCAAUUCUCCUGUCUUGUCAGCAGCGCAGGAAGAGAGGGAAUCUCUCUGUGUGUCCCCCUACAAUAUCUCUGCAUCCUCUCUGCACCUCUCCUUGCAGCUUCUACAUUUUCAGGGAGUGAAUGGAAGAGUGGCCAUGAGCUAACACAGCAGAGCAGACCAUGCCGAGGCACGGCCUUUCAUGCUCCCAUCCAGCAGGACGUGCAACUUGUCUCAUGCUUCCAGAUGCAUAUCAAGAGGAGAGCUGCCAGGGCAGGAGCUGUGCAGAGGUUUUCCCAAGACAGGCAGGGACCCGUGGCUGGGGGGGAUGUUGUCACCCCUCUCAGGUUUCCUUUUGGGGCUGGGAGUUUUGCCAGAUGAGCUCUCUGAUGCUGAUCACAAUCAGUUCAGCAGUUUUCCUGUCUUUCAAUCUCAAUUUCUACCCACUCAAUCUGUUCAAGGCACUUAUCAGCCAUUACCACGGCACUAUCUGGGCAUCUCUCAGUCCUCCCUGUGUUUAUUCCCCGAGCACUCCUCGGGGCCAUGCUGAACUAUUGCUGCAUUAUUGCAAAACACCAUCCUAUGGCUCCUGCAAUGUCAGGGGUGAAGUCAGGUGUUCCGGCUGGUUUGGCUAUGUCAGGGUAUGUCCUGGGAAACUGUGGUGUGCCCAGCAUGCAAAGGAAAGGAAUCACUCCAAAAUCUCACACAGAAAGGAUGUCAUGUUCCCCUGUGUCCUGGGCUGAUAUAAAUUCCCUGAGCUUGGGCAGAGCUUUCAGGAAGGCUGAGAUUGCUUCUGUUCCUCAUUCCUCUCCCUUAAAAAAAGGACAUGGACACAGCUGCCUUUGUCCUUCAUGUGGCACUACUUGCUUUGCUGGAGGGGCAGGGAGCUGCAGGCACACUCCCACACUUCUCAGAAGAACAGGACAUGAGGGCAGGAUGUGCCCAAAUCCAUCAUUUUGUGCAUUCAAUAACUCCUCCCAGGCAAGCAAUGUAACCGCAGACAAGUUUCCCAUCAGCAUCUGUGUGGACUCCAAGCAGUUCACAGCCAUGCCCCACGAAGGAGAAAUGCCGAGGCACACUGAUACUCCAAGGGCAGCUCAGAGAGCUCACAGAGGCCCUGCGGCCUCCCUGACCCAGCCAGCAGUGGUGGCACCCAUAGAGGAUGAGGUGCACCGGCUGCACCCGCUCAGCACCUGAGGGAUGGGCUGACCUAGUGGCUGGGAGCACUGAGUACACUGAGGGGCGUGGGAGUAAUAUCUGUCCCUGCUGCUCUUUGGUUACCCAGGGGUUAAAGAGUGAGAUGGGGAGCAUGGAGAAUAAGCCAUCCAUUACCCCACGUUAUGGCCAGUCCGUGCAAGAAAAAGGCCUUUUUGCUCACUUGCUCACACUUGCUCAUGUCUCUCCUGGUGUGGGGAUGCGCUCACCCAGGUCCCCUCUCUGCUGUGUUUUGCCUGAAUACUGCAUUGAUAGAGUUCCUCUGGCAGGGACUGCAGUACAACAUGUGCUAUCGGGAGGCAAUCUCUGCUAACAGCGUGAGCGCUGCAGGCGUUUUGGGUGGGAACCCCCAGACUGGUAUAGGGACAUUCUCUGGGCUGAAAUCUGUUAAUAAACAUCUUCAGGCAGA
Numida meleagris (helmeted guineafowl) is the source of this 3593-nucleotide messenger RNA. RefSeq names its product protein tyrosine phosphatase, non-receptor type 7 (gene PTPN7). Gene Ontology annotation, molecular function: protein tyrosine phosphatase activity. The record is from RefSeq and is a predicted model, not a curated record. NCBI's taxonomy places the organism in Eukaryota, Metazoa, Chordata, Aves, Galliformes, Numididae. The transcript is spliced from 10 exons. Gene Ontology annotation, biological process: protein dephosphorylation. Bases 252 to 1343 code for a protein of 363 amino acids.